Molecule: messenger RNA, 1383 nt
Organism: Desarmillaria tabescens
Lineage: Eukaryota; Fungi; Basidiomycota; Agaricomycetes; Agaricales; Physalacriaceae
Exons: 5
Coding region: 1-1383 (460 amino acids)
Source: RefSeq, a predicted model, not a curated record
AUGACCGACAUUCCUUACGACGUCUGGGAAUGCGUCACCUCGUACGUUUCCGAUGAAUACCUCAAGGAGUUAUAUUCACUCAACCCUGCCUUCUUUCACGCGUCCAUGGCGGAGCGGUAUCGCACCGUCAAGUUGGAAAGAUACACCAAUCUAAAGGUGAUAGAACACCUCAGGGAUUCUGACAUCUCCAAGCUUGUACGACGCCUCGAAUUUUACUAUCCCUGGUUUCCUGAAGCUGACAGCAGAAUUGUUGCUGGGAUCUUGAGGGCGCAAUUGUCUGCUAUGUCUGGGAUGUUAGCUUAUCUGAACGACAUACAAGAGAUCUUUAUCGUAUGGGAUACCAUGGAGGUCCCGAUGGAGUUUUUUGCUUCCAUCUGGAAUGCCUUUGGAACGAACCUCAAAAAACUCACCAUUGACGCUUCGUUACCAAAAUCCAUUCAUAUGCUAGCUAGUCAUCCGACUUUCCCCUCUCUUGAAGACAUGGAACUCGCCAUUCGAGGAGGCAAUACUAUUCAAGACGGAGCACUCAAUGAGGGCUGUCUUUACCGAUGCUUCAGCUCCACUAUCCGCCGUCUCAAGGUACACAGUUACCACGUCGAUCCUUCAAACAUCUUCAGUCUCCUUCCUUGCUUCACUGACCUGAGAGUUCUGCAUGUCACCGUGGACACUCUCUGUGACCUAACAUGCCUCGUCAACUUACUCAUCCGGCAUGCCCAUACACUUAAAGAUGUCGCAUUAGAGGAGAUGACGUCUUCUACUCAGUCAAAUCAGUGGAUGAAGCAUUUUUUUGGCGAACAUGUGAAUGAGCAUACCCUCCCGCUCUCUAAUCUCCAGUCUUUGAGCUUGAUCCCCUCCCGUCUGCCGCUCGAUGUUCUGGAGGUGUGUCUGCAUCGUUCCUCAGACACGCUUACUAGCCUCGCACUUCCCAACAACUGUCUAACCUAUAACCAGUUGGAGAAGGUCGUCACCAUCUUCUCGCGUGCCCAGCUCUUGAAAAAUUUACAUGUAUCCGUGUUCACAAUCACUCCAGAGACAUUUGAUUUGCUGGCGUCCAAGCUGCCGGGGCUGGCUCGGCUGAUACUCAUCUAUUCCAAUAUCAUUGGUUUACCGGGGUCUGCUCAUCUCAAUACAAGCAGCCAUCUACCACUCGGACAAUAUAAAAUUCUGAGACGUGAAUUGUCCAAGAAAUCUUACCCACAGUGGAAGCUUCAAGAUAUCGCUAUAUCCCAGUGGCGGAAAGGGGCGCAAUUCGGCCCACCCGAAUGGUCUGUUAUGACCGCUGUGGCUAAAGCUACACCGAGCGUACGCAGUUUAGCGGGUCAAGGGAAUACGGAAAUACCAGAAGUGUAUCAUAAUGCAUACUUUGAUGAGCUCGGAACUUAG